Dermacentor silvarum is the source of this 521-nucleotide messenger RNA. RefSeq lists its product as uncharacterized. NCBI's taxonomy places the organism in Eukaryota, Metazoa, Arthropoda, Arachnida, Ixodida, Ixodidae. The coding region runs from base 3 to 521 and encodes 172 amino acids. The record is from RefSeq and is a predicted model, not a curated record. The transcript has 3 exons.
CCAUGUGGAAGAAGCCGCUGCUGUGCUCCUUCGAGGCGACGAUGAGCCCGGACCUGGUGUUUCCCGACGACGGCGUGUGCGACAUCAGUUUCUUCCAGGCCCACGAGGAGAACCACACCCUCCUUCGCGGCGAGGAAAGCGAGUAUGACGCGGCGUUCGACGCCUUCGUGAAGGCCGCCGCCAAGCAGACCAUAACUGAGCACGGAGUGAGCUUGGACUGCCAUAACUACAACAAUAGUGCUGAAGCAAUGAAAGAACCCGCCAGCACAAAAACUAUCAAAGAACUGUGGGGGAAGAAGAUGUACCACUGGGCCUCCAUGAACACGUAUCUGGCUGUGGCUAAAGAAAUGCUCAUCACUUUGUACCACGUAAUGAAGCGCAAUGCGACCGGGAAUCCAGCCCGCGACCUUGGGUUCGGCAACAAAGCACUAUUGGCACUGAGCGAGCUCGGCGGGUGGUCCCUACGGUUGCCAACUCACGAGUGGGCCGUCUGGAAGGGGAGGGUGGGAGAGGGAGGAUGA